Microdochium trichocladiopsis is the source of this 1230-nucleotide messenger RNA. RefSeq lists its product as uncharacterized. Lineage: Eukaryota; Fungi; Ascomycota; Sordariomycetes; Xylariales; Microdochiaceae. The record is from RefSeq and is a predicted model, not a curated record. Bases 466 to 744 code for a protein of 92 amino acids. The transcript is spliced from 5 exons.
CUACCCCAGUGCUUGGGUGGGUGUAACCUUUAGGAUCUUAGCGCCCUGGGACAGGGAUGUCCUUUUAAGGCUGCGCGCCUCGAUUGACUCCGCUCCAUUAACAUCGUAUGAUCUCUGUCCUUCAGAGCUAGCUUUUUGUCUCUCUUACAAGCGCUAUAUCCCCCAAACAAAAGUUCGACCCCAGCUCUGCGCCGCUGUCCAUUGAAACUGUCACCAAUCUGCAGACGAACAGGGCGCAACUGGCCAAUUCUGACAACCCACCUGGACGCUCAUUUCCAUGCAAAGCUGGGAGAAGGACCGGCGUUCCCAUCUUGGAUCCAGAGGAGAGAAGACAAUACAGAGACACAGAAAAAGAGGUGUCCAGCCCUGAACUCUUUCUUAUGGGUGGCAUGAGGGGACGGGAAUCGGAGUGAAAUAAAAAAGUGAAAAGAGUCAUCGGAGAAGAGCCGCAAGGCAGAAGCAGCGAUGUUUUCGAAAGGAAACUUGACGCCAAAAACAGUAAUGGCGCCUGCCGCGGCGUUCACCAUGGCUUGCGUGCUGUUUGCGUAUACUAGAUCGUCGAUCAAGGAGGCUCGGCGUAGUGCCCGUUCGACUCGGGAGACACAGUCUGGCCCGCAUCGGUAUGGUCGGCAUGACGAGGCAGCAGGAGAUCCAGCAACAAGCAUCGCUUCGGGCAAACGGGCAAGAAGCGCUUGGGUGGCGUCCUUCUUCCCGCGGAAAGAGUCGGACUGCUCUUCGGCUUAAAAUCUUGUACGACCGGAGUUGCAAACCUCAUUUCUGGGAAAGGCAUUGCGAGAAUCAUUAUCGCGGAUCAUUGAUAGAAUGAGAAUGGCAAGCUCCAGGAUGCAAGUCUAAGCCUAUUGCCAAUGCCGGCACAAUGGACACGGCGUUCUGGGAGACCGCCAGUGAAAGGAAGCCGGCUCGCCGGCCAUAGUAAGAGCAGGCAGGAUAGCACCUACGGGAUGAACGUGGGAUGAUACGAUGGGGGGUAGCUAACGAGGAGGAGAUCCAACGUCAGGUCUGCCGUGAUUUCGAGCCAGAAACGGCGUCAAUGGCGGACGACAACCGAGAAGUUGCCACCGUCAUCUCAGUAGGAAACAUGGGUGCUGAAUUUGAUCGACCCUGAAAUCAAAGCAAAAUGACACGCUCGUAUGGGUUUUUAGAAGUGGCAAUGUUGGGUUUCCCAUGCUUGACCUUCGGCUGCGCAGAUGGGAUGACUGAAUGUGGAGU